AUGGUCAGUCCAAAAACUGCGCAGCCAGAUAACAAUCUCGCUGGUUCCAACGUCAGCAAUGUCAAUUUGAUCAAGCCUUCUAGUACGAGAUUAAAAACAACUGAAUCGGAAACUAACGGGCAGAUUACCAUUCGAUCACCUGUAACAGCAUCACCGAGAGAAAUCUUGAUUAAUAAUGAGGAAACUGAAAAGGUUUCCCAAGAAAAUGACCCUCCCAAGAAAAUAUCACCUUCUCCUGCGCCAAUACCACCUGUAAAUAUUUGGCAG
This is a messenger RNA of Racocetra persica, 267 nucleotides long. Lineage: Eukaryota; Fungi; Glomeromycota; Glomeromycetes; Diversisporales; Gigasporaceae. The record is from the annotation of a GenBank genome assembly.